UCAACAAGCUGUAGCUGCUUAUGAGGAGUAUGCGAAUAGACAUCGAGCUGAUUCACCACGCUAUUGUAUAGGGUAGAAGGUGUCUGUUAAUACAAAGAAUAUGAAAACAUCCCGAAAAGUCAAGAAGUUGGAUGAUAAAUGGACCGGUCCCUACGAAAUCAUUAAGGUAUACCUAUAUUCUGGUUUUAUUCAGCUGCUGGAAAAUGUACGAAUCUUCCCUGUCUUUCAUCACUUUCUAUUUAUUUCAGUGUAUGAUGCCAAACGUUUCCUUGCGCAAAUCAAGAUCAAUAAUUCGGAGUCUUGGACGAAACUCAGUAGAGUUCUUGAAAGGGAGGAUAGCGAGGAUGAAUCUGUUCAGAAGUGGGUAUUUGAAGGAAUACUAGAUAACCACAAUGAGGAUGGAUAUCACUAUCUAGUCAAAUGGAGACACUAUGCCCCAACUUGGCAACCAGCUUUAGAUUUAAAAAGCGACGAGAAGGUUGUAGCUCAAUACCAUCACUUACACCCCGAGAAACCUGGACCACCGAAAUGGGUCUUAGACGACCCUACUGCGAAAGAGAUACUUUUACCAGGAACAGAUACAGUAAGACCACCAGCUCGAAGAUCGACCCGGCAGAAAAAGGUCAAAUUUUCCUGAAGGAGACGAAGCCUGCCGGCAGGGGGGGAAAAUGGCACA
Botrytis cinerea B05.10 is the source of this 676-nucleotide messenger RNA. RefSeq lists its product as hypothetical. Bases 101 to 637 code for a protein of 178 amino acids. NCBI's taxonomy places the organism in Eukaryota, Fungi, Ascomycota, Leotiomycetes, Helotiales, Sclerotiniaceae. The transcript has a single exon. The record is from RefSeq and is a predicted model, not a curated record.